AUGUCAUCCUCACUUUGGCUGUUGCUCAUCUCGGCUGUACCAAUCGUACUCAGUUCACUCUAUACUCCACUCGAAAGCAGAUAUGAUCCAUCAGAGUUACAAUUGGCCGAUGUGCAACUGCAUGAACGCUCGAAAGCACGGGUGUUAGCAGAUUUGCCCGGAACGAAGAAUGAACGAAUGCGACGAAUACCGCAUGUGAUAACACCACUGCAUUAUUAUGUACGAAUCCGACCAUACUUNAACCUCGUAAGUGCUUUAAAUCACAGGAAUAUGACGUUUGAUGGGAUUCAAACGCUCAUUUUCCAAGUGGUGAAUAAUACAGAUGUGAUUACUCUUCAUAGUUUCAAUUUGGAAUAUCAGCAUAUAAAGUUGAUGGACAAGGAUGGUCUUACUAUUGAGGAUAAAAUGCCGCAUGAAGAGAACAAAACACUUCAUCAUGUGGUGAGGAGAAUUUUAGUUCAUAUGAGAUGA
Messenger RNA from Anisakis simplex (herring worm), 471 nucleotides. The record is from the annotation of a GenBank genome assembly. Lineage: Eukaryota; Metazoa; Nematoda; Chromadorea; Rhabditida; Anisakidae.